UUGUUUUUUUUUUUUUGGCAUUUAUUUACAUAAAAUUUAAUUUAAAAAAUUUGUUUUGAUUGAGUUGUGAAUUUGUUGAAUUUUGCUAAAACUAAAAUGGAUGAUUUAAAUCCUUUAGCUGGAACAGCCAAUUUAUUAGAAGAAGUAGAUAAAAAAUUAAUGGUUCUUUUGCGAGAUGGGCGAACACUUAUUGGAUAUUUAAGAUCUGUUGAUCAAUUUGCCAACUUAGUUCUACAUAGAACUAUUGAAAGAAUACAUGUUGGUGACGAAUAUGGUGAUAUUCCAAGAGGUGUUUUUAUAAUACGAGGGGAAAACGUUGUUUUAUUAGGAGAGAUAGAUAAAGAAAAAGAAACAAAACUACCUUUAAAACAAACUUCGGUUGAAAGUAUAUUAGAUGCUCAACGUCGUGAACAAGAACAAAGACAAGAAAAACAUCGAUUAAUAGCAAAAGCACUCAAGGAGCGUGGAUUAGCUGUUAAUUCAGAUAUCAUUAAUGAAGAUUGUUUUUAAAGAUGUAAAAGAAAACAUUUUUUUUUUAUUUUAAUUAUAUAUAAUAUGUAUAGUUAAUUAUAUUUCAUAUUAAUUAUAAUAGGAUUUUCAAAAAAUUUAUAAAACUACAUUCGAGAUAGAAAUAAAAAAAUUAAUAAAAAUUAAUAAG
Messenger RNA from Condylostylus longicornis, 658 nucleotides. It is a transcript of the gene LSm1, whose product is annotated as U6 snRNA-associated Sm-like protein LSm1. The record is from RefSeq and is a predicted model, not a curated record. The transcript is spliced from 3 exons. Bases 97 to 510 code for a protein of 137 amino acids. Gene Ontology annotation, biological process: deadenylation-dependent decapping of nuclear-transcribed mRNA. NCBI's taxonomy places the organism in Eukaryota, Metazoa, Arthropoda, Insecta, Diptera, Dolichopodidae. Gene Ontology annotation, molecular function: RNA cap binding. Gene Ontology annotation, cellular component: Lsm1-7-Pat1 complex; P-body.